GGAGAACACUGGAUAUACUAGACCUUGGACGCAUUACCAGUCGACGCUCAAUCAAAUAACAACAACAUGGCCAAUUGCGGAGAAUCUCAGGUUGCCAUCAGUAACUCCACAUGGAGUCCCGAGUUCAUCCAGGAGCUUCUCCCGUCUGCGCAGCGAACGGCGCUCCUCUAUAAUCUGUCAUUCCUGUGUCUGGGAGGAUUCCCGAAGCUGGAGCGUCUGAUCCGAGAACAAGCUAUUGACACACAAAUGCUGUUCGGAUCCUCUGAGGCUCUUCUGCUGAAGUGUGUCGGCACGAGUUCCAACCUGGUCACUUCCCUGUUCCCGAUGCUGAUCAGUGCUGUUGAGAAGAACAAACCCGUUCUUGCUGUGAAAUACCUGGAGAAAGCCAGAGCAUGGAUCAAUGACAUUAUCAAGGCUGUGGAAGCGAUUGUGACGAGGUAUGAUCAACAAACCCGAAGUGUGAAAACAUGCACCAGUGACGUGUUUCAAGAACAGAAAGACACCGAAGACAAAAUAACGAAACAGACUGAUGAGAUGAAGGGUCUGGAGAACGCUCUGGCCGAUCUUGAAACAGAGCUGAGAAAUACUUGCAGAAAUAUGGAGGAAAUUGACAGGAGAUAUCGAGACAAAAACCAAGAGCUGCAGAAUAACAUCAGACACUACGAAAAAAACAAACAAUGUUCUUGGUUUCUCAGAGCCUUUGUACCGUUUUUUGCAGUCCAUCAAGACUGCUCGAACUUGCCCGGUAUCGCAGCUAAACAAGCCGAGCUGGCCCACAUCGACUCUGAAAAGAACGGUCUUCGAAACACCGAGUGGAACAUUAAAGUCCAGCAGACCGAUCUUCAGCUGAAGUUGGCCAACUCCAAAAUAAAGCUGGGUGCGAUUCCCAAUCCUGUGCACCUGAAGGAAGUCCAGCGGUGCCUUGAUCAAAUCCGACAAAUUCUGGUUGAUCUUAAAAAGUUCUGGGAGAAAGUGGGUGUCAUGCUGGACACGCUGAAAGAGAAGACCUUUGUUGGGGAGGAUCUGAUUGAAAUGUGUGAAAUGAAAGAUGAGUUUAUCAGCUCCAUCGAAGAAGCAGGAAAGUACUGGAAGAGAUUUGGGGAUUGCUGUCAGAGAGCACAGGGCAUCUUCAGCGUUCAGUCUAAGGACGCUUAUAAAUUCCUGGAGAUCAAUCCGUCUUCACUCUCAGAAGAUGAAAGGAAAGCGCUGUAUAAGUCUAUCAUGGAGAGGCUGAAGAAGAUCGAUCCUCAUGGAUCAUCCCAAACCGCCAUCAAUAAGUGACAUACAGAGAUCUGAUGCUUCCUUUCACACUUUUAAAACGCAUAUGCCUAUUAAUGCAUACAACUUAUCAAUUUUGAAGUCUUUACAACUGCUCUUGCACAUGUUCAAUCAAUGCUCUACAUAAAUACUCUGUAGUUGGGAAUAGCCUAUUUCUAUCUCAAAUUGUAUGACUAUCUCUGUUAAAAUUGCUUUGCAUUUCAUUAUGGUUUAUAAAUCUUGUGAUCUGGUCACAUGACUAAUGUCUGUCACACAAUAAAGACAAAAUACAUUUCACUGAG
This is a messenger RNA of Pimephales promelas (fathead minnow), 1559 nucleotides long. RefSeq lists its product as uncharacterized. The record is from RefSeq and is a predicted model, not a curated record. NCBI's taxonomy places the organism in Eukaryota, Metazoa, Chordata, Actinopteri, Cypriniformes, Leuciscidae.